This is a messenger RNA of Populus nigra (black poplar), 2182 nucleotides long. RefSeq names its product putative clathrin assembly protein At2g01600. Bases 269 to 1945 code for a protein of 558 amino acids. Gene Ontology annotation, biological process: vesicle budding from membrane; clathrin-dependent endocytosis; clathrin coat assembly. Lineage: Eukaryota; Viridiplantae; Streptophyta; Magnoliopsida; Malpighiales; Salicaceae. Gene Ontology annotation, molecular function: 1-phosphatidylinositol binding; clathrin heavy chain binding; phosphatidylinositol-4,5-bisphosphate binding. The transcript has 15 exons. The record is from RefSeq and is a predicted model, not a curated record. Gene Ontology annotation, cellular component: clathrin-coated pit; clathrin-coated vesicle.
AUUAAUUUAUCAAACCCAAAAAAAACAGAAAUGAAAAAAACCAGCACAUCCCUUCAUCCUCUGUUUCCUCUCUCCAAUCUCUCGUUGAUCAAUUCCACCCACAAACUCUCUCUCUCUCUCCCUCCUCCCUUCCCUCCCAGAAAAUAAAAAGGAGAAGAGAGAAAUAGGGCAUGAUCACCACGUCCCUAUAUCAUUGCUAGAUUGGAUACAGAGAGGGAAGGAGAUCUGAUCGAUAUCUAUUUUAAAUUAAAUUAAGUAAGCGAAGAUAAUGGGUACACUUCAGACAUGGCGAAAAGCCUUUGGCGCUCUCAAAGAUUCCACCAAAGUCGGUCUUGCUCAUGUCAAUAGUGAUUAUGCGGAUUUGGAUGUGGCCGUAGUCAAAGCAACUAACCACGUCGAGUGUCCUCCAAAAGAGCGCCAUCUUAGAAAAAUCCUGGUUGCCACGUCAACGAUUCGGCCUCGAGCUGAUGUUGCUUAUUGCAUUCAUGCUCUUUCCCGCCGAUUGGCCAAAACUCAUAGUUGGACGGUAGCUUUGAAAAUACUGAUUGUGAUCCAUAGAUUAUUAAGAGAGGGCGAUCCUACUUUCAGAGAAGAACUUCUGAAUUUCUCCCAGAGAGGACACAUCCUCCAACUUUCUAAUUUCAAGGAUGAUUCAAGUCCUAUUGCUUGGGAUUGCUCUGCUUGGGUGCGUGCAUAUGCACUUUUUUUGGAGGAACGGCUUGAGUGCUUCAAAAUUCUGAAGUAUGACAUUGAAGCAGAGCGUCUUCCAAGACCUGGCCAAGGACAGGAUAAGGGCCACAGCCGGACUAGGGACUUGGACAGUGAAGAACUGUUGGAACAGUUGCCUGCCUUACAGCAGCUGUUGUAUCGUCUUGUUGGCUGUCGGCCAGAAGGUGCAGCAGUUGGAAAUUAUGUUAUACAGUAUGCUCUGGCUCUGGUUUUGAAGGAGAGCUUUAAAAUAUACUGUUCUGUUAAUGAUGGGAUCAUCAAUCUUGUGGAUAAGUUUUUUGAGAUGCCAAGACACGAAGCUAUUACAGCCCUUGAUAUCUACAAACGAGCCGGCCAACAGGCUGGUAACCUUUCUGAUUUCUAUGAACUAUGCAAAGGAUUGGAACUUGCUAGGAAUUUCCAGUUUCCUGUUUUGAGAGAGCCUCCACAAUCCUUUCUUACAACCAUGGAAGAGUACAUAAGAGAGGCACCAAGAGUUGUUUCCGUUCCAAACGAGCCAUUGCUUCAAUUGACCUACAGACCAGAAGAAGGUCCUUCAGAAGAUGCCAAAUCAUCCGGUGAUGAACCUGAGCCACCCCCUUCAGAUGAUGUUGCUGUCUCCAAUGUUGAGAUUGCUCCUCCUGCUUCUACAACCCCUCCUCAGAACAGCGUAGACACUGGAGAUUUGCUGGGAUUGAAUUAUGCAGCUCCCGAUGCAUCUUCCAUUGAGGAAAGUAAUGCUUUGGCUCUGGCUAUAAUUCCGUCUGAAUCAAAUGCUGCACCCACAUUCAAUUCUGCUGCUGGUCAAGCAAAAGAUUUUGAUCCUACUGGAUGGGAACUUGCACUGGUCACCACUCCAAGCAGCAAUAUUUCUGCCACUAAUGAGAGGCAAUUGGCUGGUGGCUUGGACUCGCUCACUCUGGACAGUUUAUACCAUGAAGGAGCAUAUCGAGCUGCCCAGCAGCCUGUUUAUGGAGCACCAGCCCCUAAUCCAUUUGAGGUACAAGAUCCAUUUGCUUUGUCAAACAGCAUUGCUCCUCCUCCUUCGGUCCAAAUGGCAGCAAUGGCUCAACAGCCGCACAAUCCUUUCAGUCCAUAUCAACCUCCCUACCCACAGCCACAGCAGCAACAUGUGAUGAUGAGCCAUGCAAAUCCUUUUGGUGAUACAACAGGGUUUGGGGCAUUUCCUGCACAUUCUGAGACUAAUAAUCCCUUUGGAAGCACAAGCCUUUUGUAAUCAUUUGUUUUUGGAGAUUUGAGGAGUGUGAUAUAGAUGGUGCAUCGGUUUACAUCCUGGAAAUGAGAAAAGAAGUGUGGGAUAGGGUUUUUACUGACACCCACAAGCAUGACGGUUUGCGGAAUGGAUCUUACAUUGGUUUGGGUUGUAAAAGUCAGGUGGUGGAUGUGUAUUAUUUGACAACUAGUAAAUACGGAUCGCAAUUUUCUCAUAAUUAAUUUUUGAAAUUUCUGCCCU